AAACCUGACCGAUGAAACCGUUUCUUCUAUCUCUCUCUCACACUCUUUUCUGAUAGUCAGUGCGCAAAUACUGAGAACUUGUUGGUUUCUACAGUCAGAAUCCAGUGCAACUGCUAUGGAGCUAGUACAAAUUAAUAUGGGCUUUUGAAUGAAACAUGAUUGUGGACUUUUUUCACAAUGGGGAAUGUCGUCGGUAAAGCUGCAAAUGGCAUUGGAGGUCUUCUUGGACAUGCUUUUGUAGCUCCUAUUAAGACUAUCUUUGGUGCAUCAUGCGAGGGAGUUUGUUCAGGACCGUGGGACGUAGUAUGUUUCAUUGAGCAUUUAUGUGUCUCCAAUCUUGUGAAACUUUUAAUGGUCCUGGUCCUUUGCUACAUACUAUUAUUGUUCUUCUACUUAUUGUUCAAGGUGGGGAUCUGCCAAUGCAUAGGAAGAAGCCUUUGCAAGAUGUGUUGGGCAGCAUGUGAGACAUAUUGGUUUGCUUUAGAAGACAUUACCUUUUUCUUGUGGCACAAGUUAAAGAACACCAAGAGGAUUAACCGCCGGCACCGGCGCCGUUUUCAAGAUUUUGAAAUGGGGUACAGUUCAUGUGAUGAUAGUGAUUUUUCAGAUAAAUAUGGUAAUUUGAAUCUCAAUACAAAGCGAAAGACGGCUAGAGAGAGAGGAAAGGAUCGGCUUCGAAGCUCUCUUUACCCUUCAACUAGGCAUAGUAGCUGCCACCACCAUCGCCAUCAUGGAAGGUUGAAGACUAGGGAGGUAUCCGUCCAUGUGAAGGGUGGGUCUCAAGGAUUAAGGAGCUCAAGACAUCUUCAAUUGAGUAAGGUAAGAAAUACUCAUAGAGAGGCUGGUAUUUUCAAGCGGAGGCGACUUAAUUAGAUGAUCAUGAUAGUAUCUUUAGUUGAACAUUUGUGGCAGUGUUUAAAAUUGAAGCACUAGUGAAUUUGUUUUUCAAUAUUUUGAUAUGCUAUUACUCUUUUCUUAUGCUCCGUUUGUUUCGGCGUAAAAUGAUUUCGAUAUUUUUCGAUGUUUGAUAGGGGCGAAAAUAAUGGUCAACCGAAAAAUGAUUUCCGUUUGACAAAAAAUGCUUAAUAAAUUUCGAAAAAUGAUUUACGCUUUUUAAAAGCGUAAAUAAUUUUCCAUAAAUGGUAGAUGCAAUCGACUCUCUUUUAAACAACGCAGUCGACCUUUAUGUUCAAGCAGUUCACUAUCGCCGGAUUCCGACACUGGUCGGUGUCGAAAUCCGACAAAUUAUGCUGAAAUCCAGCGAUGUCCGGCAACUGUUGCCGGAUUUCGACAGUACAGUGCUAGAUUCCGGCCAAGCUGGCCGGAGCCGCCGGAUCUCCGACCAUUUGGGCGGGAUACUGGCUGGAUCCCCAGCAAGACCUGGACGGAUCCGACUGUUUUGGCCGAAUCUCCGUCCAGUCCGGCCGGGAUCCUCCCAGAACGGCAGGAUUCCGGCUAGUUGGCCGGAAUCUGGCCAGGACUGCCGGCUUCCGGUCAACUAGCCGGGAUCCGGCCGUUUUGUGCCGAAUUUCGGCAAAGAUUGUCGGAAUCCGGCACAAAUGGCCUGAUUCCGGCCAUGUUUGCCAGAAUUUGUAUGAAAAAUAUUUUUAUAUUAUUUUAUAUUAAUAUUUUUUAUUUUGUGAAUAAAAUUAAUUUUUUUUAAAUUAAUAUGAUUAAAUUAAAAUAUAAAAAAAUAUUUGUAAUUUUUAGUACGCGUCAAACACUGAAAAAUGAUUUGGACGAAAAAUAUUUUUCUAAAAAUAACUUUCUUGAAAAUAUUUUACGACGGA
Alnus glutinosa is the source of this 1790-nucleotide messenger RNA. RefSeq lists its product as uncharacterized. Bases 178 to 873 code for a protein of 231 amino acids. The transcript is spliced from 4 exons. The record is from RefSeq and is a predicted model, not a curated record. Lineage: Eukaryota; Viridiplantae; Streptophyta; Magnoliopsida; Fagales; Betulaceae.